Molecule: messenger RNA, 5736 nt
Organism: Gavia stellata (red-throated loon)
Lineage: Eukaryota; Metazoa; Chordata; Aves; Gaviiformes; Gaviidae
Gene: KNDC1
Product: kinase non-catalytic C-lobe domain containing 1
Exons: 30
Coding region: 1-5736 (1911 amino acids)
Biological process (GO): small GTPase-mediated signal transduction
Molecular function (GO): guanyl-nucleotide exchange factor activity
Source: RefSeq, a predicted model, not a curated record
AUGGAGACUGUUGGCGCUGCAGAGGACGUGUUUUAUGAGGAAGAGGUGAACUGCUACGACUUCGAGCCUCUGCCGACGCUGCUGGAGGAUGAGGAGAAUGUGUCCCUUGCUGAUAUUUUGUCACUGCGGGAUAGCUGUCUUAGUGAGCAAGAUAUUUGGGCAAUUUGCCUGGAGUGUUGCCAUUCUCUGAAGAGCAUUGCCCAUUCUGCAAUCUUCCAGACACUCUGCAUCACUCCUGACACUUUGGCUUUUAACACCAAUGGCAACGUAUGCUUCAUGGAACAGCUCAGUGAUGAUCCAGAGGGUGCCUUUGUUCCACCAGAAUUUGAUACUACCGGUAACACUUUUGAGGCACACAUCUAUUCUUUGGGUACAACGUUGAAAGCAGCAAUAGAAUAUAUAGUAGAACCUGAGACAGAAUCAGAAUUUGGGCAAGAUCUGCAUACUCUUCUGGAACAAAUGCAAGAAGAGAAUCCUGAAAAUAGGCCAGAUAUUGAGAGCAUUUUGUCAUUAUGUGAAGAAAAACUGAAGAUUGCUUCAUCAAGUAAUAUUUGUCGAAGCCUGUCUGCUGUUGGAAGAAGGGUUCUUUCAAUUGAAUCAUUUGGUGCUUCUCAAGAUGUCUGUGAUAACAUGUGGAAGGGAAGAAUGUGUCAGAGAAGUUUGGGAUCUAAAUUACAUUCAGAUGAAAAAAACAACAUAGCAGGUGAUUCAUCUGCAGUGGAAGAUGUGACAGCUACCUGUCAUAAGGACUCUUCUGUAGUUACUAUGGUGACUGGCAGAGAAAGUGGUUUAAAGGAAAUGCAAAUUGCUCUGGAUAAUGAGAAAACUCAACAUUCUCAACUUGCAACUCAAGCUACAAAAAGCAAAGAAGAGGACAAAUAUGCAGUGUAUACUGACAGUUUUGCUAGUGUUGCUUUGGAUAUAAAAUCAUGUGUUAUUGACCUGGAGAGAGAUGGCAUUUUUAAGAAAGGUUCUUUGAGAAAAAUUAAAACCUUUCCAAAGCUACCACUUGAACCUGCAGAUACAAAUAACUUUUUUACUUCUGUAACCAACAGUGGACCACUAGCUAGGAAAAAUCACUUGCUAACACAAGAGUCACUACCUCUAGACAAUAAUAAUGAGGUUGCUUUUUCAAAGGGAAAUCUUAACUCAUUUGCUAUUAGUAGUCCACCAAAAAUAGAACCAAAGAAUCACCAGGUUAAUGAUCUUCUUUUAGAAGCUCCGUGUGUAUGUACACAGGUGUCUGGCAUGAAUCUAGAAGAACAUAUGUCACUUAUUAAUGGUAAAAAGAUAGGUUUUGCUUCAUCUGAUUACAAAGAAGACUGUUCUGAUGCUACCUCUGAAAUGCCAAAUACAGCUGGUAUGCUAAAAGCCCCAAAUCGAUCUGUUGCUGGAGCAAAAAUGCUAGACAAUUACAUGGCGUUGGAAGACUCUUCUGAAACUUUUCAAGGGUCAAAUGAAAAUUCUUUACCACAUUUUAACAAGAUGGCUUCAGUGUUAACGACAAAACCCAGUGGGAACAGAUAUGGAUCAAACCUAAUUAGGUCUCCAGAAUUAAGCAACGGUGCAAUGAGCGCAAACAAUAAUGAAGAUAAUCUUUGUGGAGGCAGAGGGUCAGAAAUCAAAACUAAUGAGCAGUGGAUCUCUCUAAAACUCCUGUUAUCCUGGUAUGGUAAACCUCUGAAAGACUAUGAACUCUGGGCUUUAUGUCAUGAGUGUUUAUGUACUCUGCAGACUUGCAUAGAUUAUCCAGUGGUCUUAUGUUUGGACUCUGUGCUGAUUGACUGCCAUGGAAGUAUCCUCUUUGCUUCUCCAAAAGCUGAAGAAUCUUGUGAUGUAUUUUAUUUAGCUCCUGAAAUUGAAGAGGAGGAUGUGGAUACUGAGAAGGUCUGCAUUUAUGGUGUUGCUGCAGUUCUGUGGAUGGCUGCAAAACACAGUGUUCCACCGAGUCACAAACUAGCAUUGCCAAGAAAAUUAAAAAAACUUCUUCUGGAUAUGGCAAGAAAAAACCCUGAAGAAAGACCUUCUCUAGCUGAUGCAAUCAAGACAUGCAAUCAUUAUUUAUUUGAACAAGGUAUAAACAGCAAAAAUAUUUUGGCAUUGUUGAAUAAAUCUGUCUUUAAGGCUGUUGAGGAAGAAGUAAUCUCUUCUCAAGACCAUGUUGCUUUUGAGUUUAAAAACGAAAGCCAUGAAAUGGACCCUUCAGAAUCAAGUCUAGGAUUUGUGCCUAUUACCAGUGAAAGUAAACUUGUAGCAGUUAAAGGACCAGUACCAUGCCAGAUUUCUCUAAAUUGUGAGAAAGCUACGUUACCUGUUGCAUUCACCUCUCCUGCCACUCACUUUAAGCCUAUUAUUCUGCAAAAAAAUACAAAUAUAACAAAAGAGGUUCACACACCAGUUUCUGAGCAAUUCAAGAAAGAAACAAGAAAAGAAAAGCACGUUGACUACAACAAAUCAGGAUAUAUAGAAGACUCUAAAAGCUGUAGUACUGAGGACACAGAUGUUGUUGAAGCUGCACCUGAAAUACCUGAGUGUGAUUUACAAGAUCCAGGCCACUCAUCCCAGAUACCUUCAGAAGAGCAAAAGUCAGGCAAUGCAUUUACUUCCGUAGUUAUGUUACCAUCACCAUCUGUUUCCUCGCAUAUUCUACAGGAAAAGAGCGUUUUAUCUGAAGUUCCUUCAAGCUCCUUAGCUUGCCCUACAUCUCCUAAUUUUCUUCAUAUAAAUAACAUCAUUCUCAAACAGGACUCAGAGAAAAGAGUUUUGACAUUUGUGCCUGUACAUUUAGCUGUAUCAGAGCAAAUACCAAAUAAACCUCUUCGUUCAAGAAUUGCUUAUGAUUGCUAUCAUAGUUUGCCAGUGCUACUUUCAAGUACUAUUGCAAGUUAUAAAAUGAGCACGCAAGCAGAAAAUGAUGCCUCCCUUUGCAAAGUGCAAAACUGUGAGGCUACAAGCACACAGAACAAGUUUGGUAAAAAUAACUCAGUUAUUCAAACCAACUGCCAAGAAAUUGAAUGUGCUCCCAGUGUAGACAGUAUUUUCACUGAACAAGAACACACACCAUGUACCUCAGUGAAUCAAGACAAUUCUCAUCUCUUUGAUGUCCAAGUCCUGCCCCAGCAGAACAGCACAAGUGACACUUUACUACAGAAAGUGGUUCAUCUUAUACAAGAGGAGUUUGCAUUUGAUGGCUAUCUAGAGAAUGGAGUUGAAGUUUUUGAUAUGGGUAACUUCAUUUUAAACUUAAAGGAAAUUAAGUUUGAUAUGUUCUCUGACACAAUUUGUGAGAAGUUUUGUGACCUCUACUGGGAUGAAAAAUUGCUGGAGAAUCUCUAUCAGGUAGUAAAUGGAGAAAGAUCUUCACAUUUAUGCCUAACUGAGGCAGAUGAUUCAAAGUGUGGCACAGUAUUCCAAGAUCUGAAGAAAUCUGAUAGCCUUUUGGAAAGCAGUGAUCAAACACAAGGAGAAGGGGAAGCAACCUUUGAUGAGAAGGCUGAGCCUAUGAUAAAUACAUCAUUAGCUGAAAUGGAUUUUGAUGAGUCACCUUCGGAUAAUUUCAAAAAAGAAUUGAGGCUGCAGAAUACUCUCUCUGUAGAAAAAGAGGGGCAAUGUUUACAAAGCAACGGCUGUUGUAUUGGUCCAGGCUUUGCAGAAGAAAAUGUAGAGCCAGAGGAAGAAACCGUAACAAAGGUAGCUGGAAACAGCUACCUUUUGUCUCCCAAUCCAUCUGACUUUCAUAGCUGUAGUCCUGGUUGGAGCAGUGCAUUUUAUGGAGCUGAAUGUUUUGAUUCAGAAGUUCAUAGUUACAUGAAAAACCUUGGAAAGCAGAAAUCAAGUGAGUCACAAAAUAUAGAUGCUAAAAAAGUGGAACUAGAACAAUUGCUAAUGAUGGAGACAAAAAAUUACAGAAAGACCAUAAAGUUUUACCAGAAACUAUUGCAGAAAGAAAGAAGCAGCAAAGGUCCUGAAACUAAAUCUAUAUUGCUCAAAUUGAGAGGACAGCUACAGGAGAUGAAAUCAAAAGUGCAGUUUCUUGAACUGGUGAAGAAAUAUGUGCAGAUCAUGCAUGCAGAGCAGUGGGGUGUGGAAUCCUGUGUGCUGCCUACAGUCAUUCACAACGGGAGAACUGAUGCUGUGGAUGUGUCACCUACAGAUGAGUCAUCAUUGCUUCUUUACUAUAACACAGAGAAACGCGAAUGUAAUAAUCAAAAUGGAAUAAGAGUUCUGCAGGCUGGUACACCACUUGGUUUAAUGGCUUAUUUAUAUUCUAGAAAUGCGUUUUUAGAAGGUUAUGUACAGCAGUUUCUCUACACAUUUCGCUAUUUCUGCACACAAGAAGAAUUUUUGCAGUUUCUUCUUGAUAGAAUCAGCAGCACUUUAUCCAGUGCAAACCUGGAUCCUUCCACAUCACUUACCAAAAUAUGUAACCGCAGUUUCUACAUCCUGCAGGCUUGGAUUGAAGACUGCUACAGUGUGGACUUUGCAACAAAUACUGAUCUUUUGUGUACCCUAAAAGAAUUUAUUUCUUCCAAGGUUGCUCCAUUAAAUGGCUAUGGUGAGCGCUUGUUGUCGUUGCUUGAGGAUGCUUCUGCCAGGAAAAGUGGCAGUGCUCAUCACUGCUUCAGCAUGGACAAAUGCGAAGAGGAGGGCGAGGAGGACAGAAAAACAUUACAUUCUCUAUGUAAAAAGCUCUCAGAAGAUGUUUCCAGAAAGAACUUUAACUGGAAACUUUCCAAAGGUAUGGGACCAAUUGCACAAUACCAGAGGGAGCGACCGUACACUAUUUCAUCAGUUUUGCCAAAGCCAUGCUAUAACAGUUUUACAGAAGAAUUCCCAGUCUCCUUUGCUCAAGCAGAUGAAGUGGGACCAUAUCUCUUAAUAGAAUACAGUGCACAACAGCUUUGUUGUCAGCUGACGUUACUGCAACAGGAAGUAUUUCAUAAAUGUCAUCCAGUACACUUUCUAAAUUCAAGAGCACUUGGUGUUAAAGACAAAAGUGUUGCUGUCCAAAAAGCUGUUUCUACUGAGACAGUUUCAGUUAAAGUCUGUAAUCUGUUUCUGUCGAAGUGCAUGCAAGACCAGUACCUUCUACAAUUAUUAAGAAAUGCAGACAGUAUCGGCACCUGGGUUGCUUCUGAAAUUGUAACAUGUCACACGUCUAAGCUGCAGGUGAGCUUGUUAUCAAAAUUUCUUCUUAUAGCAAAAUGCUGCUAUGAACAAAGAAAUUUUGCUACUGCGAUGCAAAUCCUAGCAGGCUUGGAAAAUCUUAUUGUACGACAAUUACCAGCCUGGAAAAUUUUACCUGCAAAAGUAGCUGAAAUAAUGGAGGAACUCAAAGCUGUUGAGGUGUUUCUAAAAAGUGACAGCUUGUGCUUGAUGGAAGGAGAAAGAUUCAAAACACUUCCAACAAUUCCAUCAGCCCAUGUUUUGGCUAUGCAUGUGCAACAACUUGAAACUGGAGGAUUCACAAUGACAAAUGGAGCUCACAAGUGGACUAAACUUAGAAAUAUUGCAAAAGUUGUGAGUCAAGUUCAUGCAUUUCAAGAGAAUCCUUAUACAUAUACACCAGAUUUCAAGCUGCAGUCUUACCUCAGACAAAGAAUAACUCGUUUUAAAGAUGCAGACAUUUCUGCCUUGGCAGCUGACAACUGUGCCAACUUCCAUCAGAUACCAGCAGAAAAACAUUCUCGAAAAAUUCAGGACACACUGCGCAGAAUGAAGGCAACAUUUCAGUAA